AUGGCCCUUUGCGACGCUGUAGUGGCUCGAUACACCUCUCCUGCCACAGCUGAGCUUAGCCGCCUCAUGCUGCCCUACCUGUUUCCUGAGCUGUCCACUUUUUCCACGGUUGCCGAUCUCAUCACCCACCUUCGCACUAGCGACACUCGCCUUCGCGCCGCCCUCCCCACAGAGUUCUGUGCUAAGAACCCACCUCCGAUGUACAGGACCCUCCACUUCAUAAUUACCCGCCUCCCCGACUCACUGAGCUCGAUAAGGGACUAUUUUCUCGCUCGCAGUCCCACCGACCUCACUGUAGACCUCCUAGAGGGCCUCCUUGUAGCAGAGAAGAGCAUUGUUGCUGUAGGUGCUGCUCGCGGUGCUCCUCGCACCCCUAUCUUCGAGGGGUGCUCUCCCUCUCCCCUCGCCCCCUCCUUUGCUACUGCUGCUGCUGUUGACUUCCUUGGUGCUGAGUCUGCUGGUGCUGCCUCUGCUCCUAGUGGGAGGCGUCGCAACGGCAAGGGCAAGGGAGCCAAGGGCGGCGGAUGUGGCUUCGGGGGGGGUGGAGGUGGAAGAGGUGGAGGAGGAGGAGGUAGUGGAGGGGCUGGUGGCGGGAGUGCUGGCGGGAGUGGUAACGUCGGUAGCGGUGGUGGAGGCGGUGGCGGCGGAGGGGGUGGCGGCGGGGGUGGCAGCGGGAGUGGCGGCGGCGGUGGCGGCCGGGGCGGUGGUGGCGGUGGCGGUGGCGGUCGGGGUGGAGGCACUAGCGCUGGCCAGAGACAGCAGCAGCAGCAGCGUCCCCAGACGUCCCAACAAUUUCGUGAGUGGCUUGCUCAACGUGGGAAGUCUGGGGGUGGUGGUCGCUGCCCAUAUGUCAUUCGCACAGGUGACCGCAAGGGUCAGACGUGCAACAGUACCGCACUCACACUGCUCCCUGCGCCUGUCGCCGUCUCACUGGCUGACCCCUGGGGGGGCCCAGUUCUUGCACGGUCCACCACUGUGCUUCUGUGUCCGGCGGUCCCGUCUGGCUCACUGUCAGGUCUCCACCUCCCCUCGUUCUCGACGAACUUGGUGAGCAACGCUGCCCUUCAGGAUGUGGGGGUUAAUACCUUCACCCCUGCAUGGCAGCGUGUGGCGAUCUGCACGUGUGCACAGACUGGCCAUCACCUGGCCACGUUCACCCGUCGGCCAGGGUCGAGUCUUUACACACUGACGACUGUGUCUCCUCAGGUUGCUACUGUCGGCCAGGUGUCUGCGUCAGCCCUGCGCGUCGCGCCCGCUGCCCGCGCGUCGCGCUGCAGCCCCGCGCGUCGCGUUCGCUGCCUGCGCAUCGCGCUGCAGCCCCGCGCGCCACGCUCGCUGCCCGCGCAUUGCGCUGCAGCCCCGCGCGCCGCGCCCGCAGCUCGCGCAUCGCGCUGCGUCCCCGCGCGCCGCGCUCGCAGCUCGCGCAGCGCGCUGCAGCCUCACGCGCCGCGGCUGCCCCUGGACGCCGCCCCUGCCUUGCUGCCACCGUCGUUCCUGCAGCAGCUGCCACGGAGCGCCCUACUACAGUCGCGGCCCUGCCCUGGAGCAGCUGCCGCGGAGCCUCCUGCCGCUGUCGCGGCCCUGCCCUGCAACAGCUGUCGCGGAGCCUUCUGCCGCGGUCGCGGCCCUACCCUGCAGCAGCUGCCGCGAAGCCUCCUGCCGCGGUCGCGGCCCCGCCCUGCAGCAGCUGCCGCGGAGCCUUCUGCCGCGGUCGCGGCCCCGCCCAGCAGCAGCUGCCGCGGAGCCUUCUGCCGCAGUUGCGGCCCCGCCCUGCAGCUGUCACGGCCUCGCCCUGCAGCAGCUGUCGCGGACCUGCCCUACCGCCGACGCGGCCCUACUCUGCGGCCGCUGUUGCGGCCCUGCUGA
Molecule: messenger RNA, 1866 nt
Organism: Closterium sp. NIES-65
Lineage: Eukaryota; Viridiplantae; Streptophyta; Zygnematophyceae; Desmidiales; Closteriaceae
Source: the annotation of a GenBank genome assembly